Messenger RNA from Phytophthora nicotianae INRA-310, 1008 nucleotides. RefSeq lists its product as hypothetical. The transcript has 3 exons. NCBI's taxonomy places the organism in Eukaryota, Oomycota, Peronosporomycetes, Peronosporales, Peronosporaceae. Bases 1 to 1008 code for a protein of 335 amino acids. The record is from RefSeq and is a predicted model, not a curated record.
AUGAACGAACAUCGCGAAGUGGUCGAGGCGGCGUUCUCGUUUAUCGACGAGUUUACGGGAGACCUGUCAAUGGGGGUGCCCAGUUUUACAGACUCUGUUACUUCUGCGUCAUCUGCUGCGAGUCUCGACGAGCUCCUUGGGUUCGAUUACGAGGAGGAGACGCCCUUACUGCCUCUUAAUGACGAUGCAGUUCCAGCUAUGACUUUAAACGUUCAGACAACUCAGACGCGACUUGCCACGAGCCUGGAUUCAUCCAAGACAACGCAAGCAACCCGGUCACGGCAGAAAAAGAGACAAGGAACAUAUAAUCCGAACCACGCCCGGGAACAACAACGUAAAGAACUCCGCGUACUAAGGACGGAGGCGGCAGAUCUAGAAACGCAAGUAGCAGCGAUGCAGCAAGUGCGGCGAGCUGUCGUAAUACAGGAUGAGAACAAUUCGAGCCAUGCCAAGCAAUCACCUUUUGCUGACAUUGCUCGGACUGUGUGGAGGGCGGCAGCCCAGCAACAGAUUUCAGAGCGCAUGAAGGCGACCAGAGAAAACCGACGGCUCAAAGGGUUGGUUGCAUCGAACGCCGACAUCAUCUCCAAACUGCAAGCUCUACUGCACCAGUGCUCACUAGACAAGAGGUCAAGCUCGAUGCAUCCUAAAGCCAUCGAAUACCUUCGAGCGUACGACGCAGAAAUCUUCACCCAGGCUACUUUGAAUCAGCUAAUUGCAAGCACCGACGCAAGUUACCAGCAAGUUGACAAAGUUUUUAGUCGGUGCUGCGUGGAUCUGACCGCUCCUUCGUCGUGCACGGUGCCGGAGAUGCUGAUAAACGGCACGGGACACGUCUUUUCGCGCGUUUUUGGUACCAAAGUAUUCCCAUUUCCAACCAAACAAACAGGGCGAGCAGUUUGGGACGUCGUCUCCAAGCGUGUCCGUCCCUCUGCGCGAUGUCACUUCAACCAUUCUUUCAUACACGGCAAGCCAAGCGAUAUUUCAAAGAAGAGACUCGCGACGUGA